CUUUGUGUUGCACAAUAAGAAAGUAUUAUAAAUUAUUUUCAGAAAGUUUUGAUAGUAAAGUCUAAAGUAUUAAUCGAUAAAUUGUAAUGAUUAACUGUAAUAAUGUCAGCCCGUCGCAUGGAAUAGCCCAAUAUGGAGAGAUGCGUAUAAUAUAGUACUUAGGAAAUUCUUAAAGAAAUAUCUCCAAUCCAGCUACCGCAAUCAACGUAAGAAGAAUAAUAUUAGUUAUUAACAUGUUUUUCUCCGGUUUUAUAUGUUAAUGUAUUUGAUUUUAUCUCAGAAGUUCACAAUCAAGUGCGGAAAUAUUUAAAUUGAGAAAGCGAAAAAGAGCUUUUAGUUGUGUCGACCAUUCUGGAUUAGAAGAUAAAUAAAGAUGAUCGAGAUGUGUUCAUUGGAGUUCGUGGCUGCACAAUGUUAGAGUAAUUAGGAGGGCUGAUUUGCGCAGUGCACCAAUGAAUCACAGGAAUUGCUUUGAAGCUUUGGAUAGAUCAUUGAGGGAUAUUUUGUGUACCGGCGAAACAACACCCCCGGAUAAACUUUUUGGAGCAAAAUAUUGCGAAAUGGAAUAUAUAUCUCUAAAGAAUUUGACACUGACACAACAACAUGUCAAAAUCAAAAUCAGAGUCAGCCGAAUUUGGGAAUCGACAACGCCACAGCUUAAGAAAGAUAUUCUUAGCCUAGAUUGCCUUCUUAUAGAUGAAGAGGGAUAUGCAAUGCAAGCAACCAUUCGCAAACAUGAUGCAACCACUUUUAGAGCAUUACUUUCUGAAGGCAAUGCAUACAUAAUAGAAAACUUUAAUGUUAUACCAAGUAGAAAUACCUACAAAGUUGUCGAUCGCAGAUAUAUAAUCCAGAUUAGUAAAUGGACGCGUAUUGUUGAAGCAAAAGAAGAUGUUGCUCAGAUCCCUUUUUACAAUUUUUACUUCCUGAGCUUUGAUUAUAUAAAAAAUAAAAAAUAUGUAGAUGGUUGCCUUUUAGAUGUUAUCGGAAAUAUUGUAGCGACGGGUACAAUUUCUUAUACAUAUGUAGGACAAGAACGAACUGCAAUAAGAAAAUUGCAGAUUGGAAACUUAGAGGAUGAAACAUUAUCCGUGACAUUAUGGGACAAAUUUGCUAUUGAUUUUAAUGAUAACCAGCAUCAGGAAAAAGUCGAUGGUCCAGCUAUUGUUGUUUUUGCAAGUAUGAGUGUGCGAACCUACAGAGAUCAGCUCUAUAUAUCAACAUGUUCAGCAUAAAAAAUCUACAGCAAUUUGGAAAUACAAGAAGUUAUGGAUUUUCGCAAUAAUUUGUGCAGAAGACAAACACCAAUUGCACCGAUACAACAUAUCAAAUCUUUAAAUGAGCCAAUCCUCAGUCCUUAUGAACAAAUAUCCAGAAAUCGCAAGACUAUUGAUAAACUACUGAAGUUAAAUCCAGAU
This is a messenger RNA of Ananas comosus (pineapple), 1418 nucleotides long. RefSeq lists its product as uncharacterized. Gene Ontology annotation, cellular component: nucleus. The record is from RefSeq and is a predicted model, not a curated record. The transcript is spliced from 10 exons. Lineage: Eukaryota; Viridiplantae; Streptophyta; Magnoliopsida; Poales; Bromeliaceae. Gene Ontology annotation, biological process: DNA repair; DNA replication; DNA recombination. Bases 453 to 1235 code for a protein of 260 amino acids. Gene Ontology annotation, molecular function: DNA binding.